GCCAGCUGAAUUCAGUAUUCCGCCGCUCGUCACCUGCGGUCAUACUGAUUGCAACUUCCCAAAUUUCUUACAAAAAUCCAAUGAAAAUUAAAAAACAUCUUUUCGUACCUUUAAUGCAAUAAUAUGUGCAUUUUGAAGCAUGCCGAUUCAGGCUCCCUCAUGGACAGAUUUUCUGAACUGUCCCAUCUGCUGCAAUGAAUUCGCGGCCAGCCAGCGAUGUCCGGUCAGUCUGGGCUGCGGACACACCAUCUGCAAGCUAUGCCUGACGACCCUCUACAACCGGCAGUGUCCCUUCGAUCAGACCGUGAUUGUCAGCGAUAUCGACAAUCUGCCCAUUAACCAUGCCUUGCUCCAGUUGGUCAAGGACUCGGAGCUCCUCGACCUGGGACCACCACCGCCCAGUGUGCAAAAGCUGGAGACGGAGCAUCUCAAGUGCUACCAACUGGGCCAGCGGUGCAUCGAGGAGCUGGCUUUGCACUUGAAGUCCUUCCUCAACCUAAACGGAAAUGGCAAUCUCCUGACUCGACCCAUGCUACGGAAACUGGUUACCCUGGUUAACUGCCAGCUGAUGGAGGAGGAGGGACGGGUGAGGGCGCUCCGAGCAGCAAGAUCCCUAGGCGAACGCACAGUCACCGAGCUGAUCCUGCAGCAUCAAAAUCCCCAACAGUUGAGUUCAAAUUUGUGGGCAGCGGUGCGGACAAGAGGAUGCCAGUUUCUGGGACCCGCCAUGCAGGAGGAGGUGCUCAAACUGGUGCUGUUGGCCUUGGAGGAGGGAUCAGCGCUUUCGCGCAAAGUACUGGUCAUGUUCGUCGUGCAGCGACUAGAACCGCAGUUUCCCCAGGCUUCAAAGACUAGUAUCGGACAUGUGGUACAGCUGCUCUACCGUGCCAGCUGCUUCAAGGUGUCCAAGCGGGAGGCGGACUCGUCGUUAAUGCAGCUCAAAGAAGAAUUUCGAACAUAUGACGCCUUACGCCGCGAGCACGAUGCCCAAAUCGUUCAGAUCGCCACCGAGGCGGGUCUGCGCAUUGCACCGGAACAGUGGUCUUCCCUAUUGUAUGGCGACGUUAUGCAUAAGAGUCACAUGCAGAGCAUUAUCGACAAGCUGCAGACGCCAAGCUCCUUUGCCCAAUCAGUCCAGGAAUUGGUCAUCGCCUUGCAGCGGACCAGUGAUCCUGCGAAGCUGUCCAGUUUGCACCAUCAUUUGAAGUACCUGGCCAACAUUGACCCCUGUGCAGAGGUGGCCCCGUGGUCGGAUUUGGCUGAGGCCCUGGAUGCAGUGCGCCAUUCGGUCAUUGGACUGGUAAACUUCCUUCAGCAUCAUGGAGUGCGCAAGGCGCAGGACGGCAUCAGUGGCGGUGGCAGCGGUGGGACGGCCAAUAGCAAUCCCAAGUACAAGAUCAGUUUAUGCAGGGACUUGAAUGUGCGGAGGGUGUGUCCUCGAGGUGCAAGCUGUACAUUUGCCCAUUCCCAGGAGGAGGUAGAACGCUAUCGUGCACGGAAUCGAGGAAAACAUAUGAAGACACCGUUGGCCCUGCAGGGGCCCCCAGCGGUAGGAGUAGGAGCCAUUAAGAAACCAUUAGGAGAGCAGGACGGACCGGCUCUAGGAGUGCCACCCAUGUUGCCUAUGUCGCCAAUGCAUUAUAUGGGAUCUCCCAGGGGAUAUCUGGAUCCCAGCUUGGGACUAUCGCCAGGAGGUGGACUUCCACCGCAGCAGUCGCCUCUGCUUCAUCCGUCGCAUCACAGUCCCAUCACCCGACUCAUAGUGCCCAGCCGCUACGAUCCUCGCUUCAGCGGCUUUGGCGUUGGCACGCCUAGGAAUCCUUCUCCCAGAGAAUACCAAGCAAACCCGGCGCCAGCACAACGCAAUGCCAACCCACCGAACUUUAGUGUGAACAGUAAUCUGCACAAGGGCUACAUGUUGCCCGGUGGCGGUGGAGACGUCUUCCAUCUGGGCAAUCCCUGGGAGCAAGCAUACCUGGCACAGCAGCAACAACAGCAGCAGCAGCAUCCUCAACAGCAUCCCCAACAGCAGCAGCCACCGUCCAGCAAGCCGAGUGCCAGCCGACCGUUGUCGAUUUUAGCCGCAACAGCUGAUACCUCAUUUUAUGAAAAGAAACCGCCGAAUAAUGUUAACAUAGAUCUGGACAGAGUCCCGGAGGUCGAUGUGGAUGCAGUGAAUCUGUUCCGGCGAUCCAACAACAACCACAACAACAACAAUACCAGCUCCCACAACAACAACAAUCAUGGCUCAUCGCUGCUGUUUUGGAACAAUACGGGAAAAGAGUCAGCAAAUUUUGUACGAUCAGACUCCAUAUUGGAUGACGAUGCGUCCACAUUCGACGUGCCCACUGGCUCCUCCAUGCUGAGUAUCUACGGCCCCAUUUGUCCCAAGAGCAGCACUACCGGCAACUGGAACAACUUUGAUCUGGGAUAUGGCGGCUUCAAGAGCGACAGAAACGAUAACUUCAAUGCCAAUAAGCAACAGCAGCCAGUGUGGGGCAGAAAGCCACAACUGAUGUCGGAGGACAGUUUCGAGGGCGGAAUCGACAGUGGAAUGAUGCUGCAGCUGGAGAAGAACCUGGUGGACAUCGUCGAUCCCGAUGACAGUGGGAUCAAGGUGGACUAGGAGCUGCAGUCCGGCUCACUCAGCCAGAGGAUAUUUCUAUAUAGGUGUUAUAUAGAUCGAAAGGGCGGGAGAGAAUAUGUAUAAUGCAAUCAUUUUACGCAUCGUUAGAGGUUUGUACCGCACAGUUCAAACUUUGGUAGAAUUUCAAAUGUAAUUGUAGUUAAAUCUGAUCCGACCGAUCCGUUAUUGGAUCGGAGCCAAAACAAAACAUCAAUUGGGUUGGGUACCGUCUAUUAGAAUCUAUUAAAUAAUUGUCUAAUUAGUUCAUUGUUCAAAUUUUGUGAAAAUGUGUUACUCAUGUUCGUGUUAUGUUUCAGAUUCGGGGAUUGUGUCGAGUACACAUAGUGAAAAGUAAAAGCAAACAUAAAUAAACUCAACCUAGAUUGUAAACUAUGUGUGUAGCCUAGAAUUCAGCUCAGACUCGUAGAUCCGUAGGAACCCUCAAAAGAGGCGAUCAAGAGUGAUGACGAUGAGGAUGAGAUAUGCAAACGCUUGUUGAGAUCAAGCAACAUCCAGAUUUGUAGCAGCGAAGAUUUUAAAGCAAUUUUCUCAGAUGAAAUAGCUACUGUGCACUAAUUAACUGAACCAUGAUCACAAGACUUCGAAAUCUAGGCAGAACUCAUAUUCCUAUCCAAAAUAGUGUGUUUGUCAUCCCCCCUCCUGAUUAUUUGUGAUCACAUUUUGAUUGAUUGUGUAACGCUGUAAACAUAGAUAUAAACUUAUAUAUUUUUUUUAAUAAUUAACUAUUUCAAAACGCUAUUUUUAUAUAUACAAAAUCAGCAGGGCUGACAGGACCUGAAAAUCCUAUCGCCCUCAGAACACAAUCACAUACAUACACCAACACGCAUACAUACUGAGCCACAGAACACGAACGAUCAUUUGUAUGUGUGUGAAAUGAAUGUUUAUAUUUCUUAAAGAAAUUUUAAUAACGCUAUUGUGCGAUGUUGUUAACUAUUGUACUAUAUAUUAUUAAAUUUAUUGAAAAUAAAUUAAAAUCACGUCCCAUUAUCCCUUUUUGUAAACUGUGAGAAAAGUAAAGUACAGGAGAAUUGACAAACAGGAAAUUAAAUGUCAGUCAGGGCUUUGAGAACAUUUACACAUACCUACUCUACGCAAAUAUAAAUUUGUAUUUAUAUCUAGAAACUAAUCAAUUGUGCGCUCUAUUAUUAAUAUUAUAUAUUAAUGUCAGUUGAGCCUGCGUUUUGCUUUCAAGACUUUGUACAUCAGUUUGAUUUGAAGCAAAAGUGAAAGAUUUUGUAACUUGUAUUUGUUAAGCGAUGAAAUCAGGAACCCUAUAUAUAACCACGCUUGGUCAUAGAAGAAUAUAACAUAUAUAUCUUUACAAAUAUAUUUAUUGUUAACGAGUUUCGAUGCCGUGUGUGUAGUAGAAUCCAUGUAAAAAUAUAUUCCCCGUCCCGGGGAGUGCGUGUUCAGUUGUGAGCUAGUUUUAAAUUGAUGGAAGCAAUUUUAAAACAAAAACAUAUAUGUAAAUGUAAUUUCCUAUUACUCAGAAACUAAAGCAUUCAGUGUAUAGAAGCGAAUUAAGGGAGUAAAUUGGAUUUCUUUAAUCCAUUUGCCCCCUGCCAAAUGCGAAAAUAUGGAAGAAGGUUGGGCGGAGAGUCCUUCAACUGCGUACUUAAGUCCCAAUUGAGAUACAAACGAUACGGACUCAGAUCCAGAUUUGGCGAUAUCCGCUCAGACUUUGGCUGUGGUGAAGAUUUUUUUUAGCUUAAACCCAAUGGGUUCAGUUCAUAGUAACGUAUUUGUUGAGUUGAGUUUUGUAACUUUAUAAUUUACAAUCAGUCCAGCAACCGCCAGAUCCCCUCAACUCCAAUAUUUCAAAACUGACCGAGGCUCUUUUUUUAAACAGAUCGUGCCGAGCAAUUCACACAUACACACCGACAUUUUCUCUUUACACACACUUAAUUAAAUGCAUAUAUAUAAUUACACAUACAUAUGUUAAUUAAAUGUAUUUUUGGUAUUAUCACUCAAUGUUUCUACGCUAAGCAAAUUUCGAGUUUUGUUAAUCAAAGUGGAAAAAAGUAUGCAAAAAAAAAAACAAAUUAUUUAUUUUAUUUACCAAUAAAUUUUCACAAAACUUUA
Drosophila teissieri is the source of this 4729-nucleotide messenger RNA. It is a transcript of the gene roq, whose product is annotated as roquin-1. Gene Ontology annotation, molecular function: metal ion binding. The transcript is spliced from 4 exons. Bases 140 to 2626 code for a protein of 828 amino acids. NCBI's taxonomy places the organism in Eukaryota, Metazoa, Arthropoda, Insecta, Diptera, Drosophilidae. The record is from RefSeq and is a predicted model, not a curated record.